Molecule: messenger RNA, 1209 nt
Organism: Aphanomyces invadans
Lineage: Eukaryota; Oomycota; Saprolegniomycetes; Saprolegniales; Verrucalvaceae
Exons: 2
Coding region: 30-1073 (347 amino acids)
Cellular component (GO): RNA N6-methyladenosine methyltransferase complex; nucleus
Molecular function (GO): methyltransferase activity
Source: RefSeq, a predicted model, not a curated record
AACGCGGCAGCCGACAUGCAGCGUCCAUCAUGGCUGUUCCGUCGGAAACCUUCCUGGCAAUAAAUCACCUGGACAUCGUCAAUGAUUACUACAAUGGGUUUCAAGUGUCGGCUUCAAGCCUUCGCAUCCCGCACACCGCCUACAUCAAGGCGUCCACCAACCCGAAAAAGCGAAAGCGAUCUCCUUCCGCCGCACCGAUGCGGCUGCCACCAGCGGAGCUCCUUGUGACUCUAGAAGCAGCCAGACAAUACGUCUUGCCUCAUGUACAUGAUUUGCUUCCGCAGUACAUCAAGACCGUUCCAGAUUCUCCUGCACGGGACGCCACCCCCACCGCGCGGUCCGACCAGACAAUCUCUGCCACCUUGAUGGACGGACUGCAGGAAAACAAUUCCGACGACGAUGUCCUUGUCAUGCACGACAAGAGGCAGUAUCUCCUACCACGUCACUGCACGUUUGUCCUGGGAGAUAUCUUCCGCUUACCACGCUUCCCCACCACCUUCCGCUGCAUUGUGAUGGAUCCUCCAUGGGAAAACAGGACGGUCGCUCGAGGAGCCACGUACGCAACGAUGCCGCACGUUCGCCUCUUGAAUCUGGACGUACCGUCACUAGCUUGUCCAGACGGCGCGCUCUUGGUUAUUUGGGUGACCAACAAGCCAGCCUUCCACGACUUCAUCGUCGACGAGUUGCUGCCGCGCUGGGGGUUCACUUUCCUUCAAACGUGGCAUUGGGUCAAAGUGGCUGCAGAUGGCGAGUGCGUUACGCCGUUGUCAUCGACCCACAAACUCCCGUUCGAGAAAGCGCUGGUAGCUGGACGCGGUGCAUUCGCCGACAUGGCGGUGGCACCGAGAGUGGCUGUGAGUGUUCCCUUGCGCCACUCGUGGAAGCCGCCACUCGCCCCGCUCUUGACCGAAUUAGGAAUCGACGAAGAAAAGGACAACAAAGUCGAGAUCUUUGCGAGGGAACUGCGGCCCCAUUGGACAUGUAUUGGCAACGAGGUACUCAAGUUCCAAGACUUGUGUUUAUUCGAUGCUAAACCGCCAGACACUAGCGUGGCUGGCUUCAGAGCAUCAUGAGAGUUCGGGUGAUAUGGAUGCCUCCAUCCAGUGUGCGGGCUUUACGGGAUGCUACCGAAUGCAGCCCCACCUGUCAAACGAGCGAGAAUCGAGAGAUUGUUCGUGUUCCUUGGAUAGCAUCAUUCACUGUCGACAA